Messenger RNA from Syngnathoides biaculeatus (alligator pipefish), 2287 nucleotides. It is a transcript of the gene uba3, whose product is annotated as ubiquitin-like modifier activating enzyme 3. The transcript is spliced from 17 exons. The coding region runs from base 343 to 1659 and encodes 438 amino acids. Gene Ontology annotation, cellular component: nucleus; cytoplasm. The record is from RefSeq and is a predicted model, not a curated record. Gene Ontology annotation, biological process: protein neddylation. NCBI's taxonomy places the organism in Eukaryota, Metazoa, Chordata, Actinopteri, Syngnathiformes, Syngnathidae. Gene Ontology annotation, molecular function: NEDD8 activating enzyme activity.
GAUGUCCGGGCUCUCCCUUAGAGAACGGGUGAGAAGCUCGGUCAUCAGGGAGGGGCUCAAUGCCGCUACUCCUCCGCAUUGAGAGGAGCCAGAUGAGGUGGCCGGGGCAUCUGAUUCGGAUGCCUCCUGGACGCCUCCCUGGUGAGGUGUUCCGGGCGCGUCCCACCGGAAAGAGACCCCGAAGACGACCCAGGACACGCUGGAGAGACUACUGUAUGUCUCUCGGCUGGCUUGGGAACGCCUCGGGAUCCCUCCGGAAGAGCUGGAAAAAGUGGCUGAGGAAAGGGAAGUCUGGGUAUCCCUGCUGAAGCUACUUCCCCCACGAGCCGACCCGGAAAACGAAUGGCUGUAGACGGUGGUGCCUGCGACUGGGACGGCCGGUGGAAUCACGUGAGGAAGUUCCUGGAGAGACCCGGUCCAUUCACACAUCCGGAUUUCGAGCCGAGCGCAGAGUCUCUGCACUUCCUGUUGGAGACGUGCAAGAUUUUGGUGAUCGGCGCCGGUGGUCUUGGUUGUGAGCUGCUCAAAGAUCUGGCUUUGUCCGGGUUCCGCCUCAUUCAUGUGGUCGACAUGGACACUAUUGACUUGUCUAAUCUCAAUCGGCAGUUUCUUUUCAGGCCGAAAGAUGUCGGACGACCAAAAGCAGACGUGGCUGCUGACUUCAUUAACAGUCGCAUCCCUGGGUGUAAAGUUGUCCCUCACUUCAAAAAAAUUCAGGACUUUGAUGAGUCCUUCUAUAGGCAGUUUCACAUCAUCGUCUGUGGGCUGGACUCAAUCAUCGCCCGGCGAUGGAUGAACGGCAUGCUGAUAUCCCUCCUGAGCUACGAAGAUGGAAUACUGGAUCCCAGCUCCAUCAUCCCCCUGAUCGACGGAGGCACAGAAGGCUUUAAAGGAAACGCUCGCGUUAUUUUACCGGGCAUGACUGCUUGCAUCGACUGCACACUCGAGCUCUACCCGCCGCAGGUUAAUUUCCCCAUGUGCACAAUUGCGUCCAUGCCGAGGCUCCCUGAACAUUGCAUUGAAUACCCAAGAAUAUUUCAGUGGCCCAAAGAAAAGCCAUUUGGAGAAACGAGUUUGGACGGAGACAAUCCCGAGCAUAUCCAGUGGGUGUUCGACAGAGCACUCGAGCGAGCCGCGCAGUUCAACAUCACGGGAGUGACGUACAGACUCACUCAAGGAGUUGUGAAGCGGAUCAUUCCUGCCGUGGCGUCGACAAAUGCCGUCAUUGCUGCUGCCUGUGCGAGUGAAGUGUUCAAAAUUGCGACAAGUGCGUAUAUUCCUUUAAAUAAUUAUCUGGUCUUUAAUGACGUGGACGGACUCUACACUUAUAGCUUUGAAGCUGAGCGAAAGGAAAACUGUUCGGCAUGCAGUCAGGUGCCUCAAGAUCUCCAGUUCCCGCCUUCGGCAAAACUCCAGGAGGUCUUAGAGUACCUGACGGAGAACGCUUCCUUACAAAUGAAAUCUCCUGCAAUUACGACAACUCUGGAAGGCAAAAAUAAAACUCUGUACCUGCAGUCUGUUAAAUCAAUCGAGGAACGAACAAGGCCGAACCUCUGCAAAACAUUGAAAGAGCUGGGCUUGUCGGACGGACAGGAACUAGCGGUAGCAGACGUCACCACUCCUCAAACGGUCCUCUUCAAGCUCAAUUUUACCGGCUGAAAGCGACGCGACGGUCGGCUCCCUCUGCCCGAAUGUUACUGAUUACGAGUGUAAAUAGGACGAGUAAAUUCUCACCGGUCGGCUAACGCGAGUGUAACGUUGUUUACUUGUGCAUGUGAGCCCGUCGUAGUUCUUGCCGCGCAACCGACGAUAACGCCCGUGAAUUAUCAUGUCGGUUCAUAAAUGACACAAUAGCAGAUUUGUGCUUCAGGUUUCGUACGUUCAGGUUGCAGCGGAUGAGUUUUUUUUUUGUUUUCUGUCCUGGGGGGGGUUGAUUGCUUCACGCGAGCGUCGUUGGAUGAACACUUUUUAUUCACCUUUCCACCAUAGGACGAGUUUUACAAUAUGAAGUUAUUAACGGGAUGAUCUUCGGAGUUUAAAGGGGUAAAUUGAGAUUUGGAGUCGGAAACUAAAUUAGGAUUACCGCAUUUGACCAAUCAUGAUUAACAUAUUUGUGGAAUACUGUAUAUACACGGUGGGAAAACAUUUUUUUUGUUUGUUUAUGCUUGAAGUAUGUUUCCUUUUCCUGAGUCAAAUUUUGGUUUCUCAUACUCAACGGGGCGCCCACAAAAUAUUUGUGUAUUGUAUUGUCAGACGCAUCAAUUUAAAUUAAAGGAAUGAUGGAGAA